AUGAACUCCAUAUCAACUUAUGCAGAGACUCCUGUGCCUGCUAGUACUAAAUUGCCGCAGCACAUUGGAGAAAAUAUUCUUCCCAACUUCCCAAUUUUCAGUCGACUCUUAUAUCUGGCGGGCAAUCGCAGCUCACUUGCAAUCAACGAUGUCACCUAUGGUCACCAAGCAACCUACGGCCAACUCCUGUCGGAUGUACUCCAUCUUCGGAACGCGAUCUUUCAUAGAUUAGACGCCGAUACUCAGGCUAAGCUUUUGCGUGGAGACAGAGUGUGUAUCAAUCUGCUUGCACCGGGAGGCUAUGAGUUUGCUACGGCUUUCCUAGCCACCGUGGCUCUGGGUGCAGUCCUUGUACCAAUUUCUACCGCGGUCCCUUUGGAGGAAGCCUUAUAUUUUGCCAACACCUGCCAGUCAGUUGCACUGCUGUGUUCUUCGAAAUAUGCGGAGUUCGGACAACGUCUCGCCCAGACCAUCCACACAACACGCGAUCCGAGCUUUGUUUCGCUAAGCAUUCGGCCCGAAAUCUGCAAAAAGCUUAUUCCUCAUGACCGGAUUGUCGUUUCCUCGGAUCACUACCUUGACUACAACGGUGAUGGAUUGGCUAUUUUCACCUCCGGUACAAGCGGACCACCCAAAUGCGCCGUCAAGCGACGAUCAUUCAUCGAUAUGAAUGCCAAGGCCAUUGCUGACUGGUACGGGCUCAAGGAAGACGACGUCGUUCUCCAUACUCUACCGGUGCAUCAUGCGACCGGAAUCGGUAUCACCUUCAUGCCGUUCCUGUUAGCAGGGGCUACUAUCGAAUUCCAAUCGUCUGGAUUCAAUGCUGCAGAAAUUUGGGAUCGAUGGAGGAAGGGUGGGCUCACCGUAUUCUCUGGUGUACCAACUAUGUACAUGCGGUUGAUGAGACAUUUCGAAGAAGUUUUGUCUAAAGGUCCCCAGGCUCGGUCAUAUGUUCAGGCUGCCAGUGCUUUCCGUUUGAUGAUGUGUGGAACCUCCGCUCUUCCAUUUUCUCUGCAGAUGAAAUGGUCUAAAUUGCUGAACGGGAAACGGAUCUUGGAACGGUAUGGCGCCACUGAGUUUAGUAGUGUCUUCAGUGUGAGACCAGGGGAUUCUGAAAACCCGGAUGGAUCGGUGGGCAAAGUCUUCUUUGGAUUGGAAGUGAAACUCUCGAAUGGGGACGAAGGCGAAAUCUUGGUCAAGAGCCCACACAUGUUCACAGAAUACAUGUAUGAUUCGGAAGCUACCGCAGCAGCAUUUACACCGAAUGGAUUUUACAGGACGGGCGAUAUUGCCAGAAAGGAAGGCGACUAUUACUUCAUUCUUGGCCGGGCAUCCAUCGACAUUAUCAAAUCGGGCGGAUACAAGAUCUCAGCCCUUGACAUUGAACGUGAAAUUCUCAAUAUGCCAUAUAUCAGCGAAGUCAUGGUAGUCGGAGCCGAGGAUGAAGAGUUUGGACAAAGAGUGGCUGCGGCAAUCGUCCUUAGAGACGGCGUUCCCCCACUGACGCUUGAGAAAUUGCGGAUGGACCUUCGCGAGCGUUUGGCAGGAUACAAGAUGCCUACUAUACUACGCGUCGUCUCUGAACUUCCGAAGAGCUCAACGGGUAAAGUAGUCAAAAGACUGCUAAAGAAGGAAUUGUUUCCUACUGGUGGACAUCCUGGAAUCCAGACAUGGGCAUUCCGGAGGUCGAAGGUUUAA
Penicillium paradoxum is the source of this 1698-nucleotide messenger RNA. RefSeq lists its product as uncharacterized. Lineage: Eukaryota; Fungi; Ascomycota; Eurotiomycetes; Eurotiales; Aspergillaceae. Gene Ontology annotation, molecular function: medium-chain fatty acid-CoA ligase activity. The coding region runs from base 1 to 1698 and encodes 565 amino acids. The transcript is spliced from 6 exons. The record is from RefSeq and is a predicted model, not a curated record. Gene Ontology annotation, biological process: fatty acid metabolic process.